AUGCGAAGAGUCGACGUUCGCUCGUGUGACGUUAUGUCAAUGCUGAUACCAGGCAUGUCUGAUGUUUCCCAGGCGAAAGAGUCUAUAUUUUCUUUUAGGAAGGCGAUUAGUUCGACUUUGAUUGAACCACUGAGCUCCGAACCAAUGUUUACACAUUUGUCGGGAUAUCCAGGGUCUGCCCAAUAUAGCGUUAUAUGUGGCUGGGCGAUCUACUACGACGAAGCUUAUCGGUUUUCGGAUUCCUCCUGCAGUAACUACAAGUUGGAUAGUUCCGAGAGCGACUCGAAUCCUUGCUACGUCGAGCUGGACGACGAGAGCGUCGUCAUGUGGUGGGAUCCGUUGCUUAAACGCGGGAGGGGGAGUGUCGUCCUCGUCCACGUCUCGAUUCCUCUUUUGAUGUUUUUAGGAGGAGGCUUUUUAGCGUUAGGAGCUGUCGGUAGUGUUUCAUCGACGUCUUCUUCUUGCGAAGGCUCCUGGUCUUUUGGUGCACUUUGGAGCAUUUGGGACGUGAGGAGCAAGGAAGGACUUGGUGCAUGGACGCAGCUCAGCCACACACGCAAGGACGAAGGAGGAACCAUCUUGAAGUCAGCUCGACCACCUACUCGACCAUCCGGUCGAGUUCCUCAACUCGACCGGCCAAGCUUCAACUCGAUCGAGCUGAGAAGUCAACAGUCAAACCCGAAAAAUGUUGCUUCCCCCUUGACUUCCCUUUGA
This is a messenger RNA of Microthlaspi erraticum, 714 nucleotides long. The record is from the annotation of a GenBank genome assembly. Lineage: Eukaryota; Viridiplantae; Streptophyta; Magnoliopsida; Brassicales; Brassicaceae.